Messenger RNA from Ilex paraguariensis (yerba mate), 1457 nucleotides. NCBI's taxonomy places the organism in Eukaryota, Viridiplantae, Streptophyta, Magnoliopsida, Aquifoliales, Aquifoliaceae. The record is from the annotation of a GenBank genome assembly.
GCUAAUAGCUCAUGACCCAUCCAUGGGCUGUCAUGUGACAGCCCGAACCGCCACUAUCCGGGUGGGCUGUCUGACCUUCGACGUUCCAGAGUACGUGUUUCACCAAAAUUUAUCCUCUUCCUCUGUUGGGAGUUUGUCUCCGUACUCCUCCCAAAAAAGAACAACAUCUAAAUUCAAUCCAUCAUGAAUCCUCUAAACUGAUCAUCAUCCAAAACCCUAAUCGAUUCAUCCGCGAAAAGGGUUUUUCAAAUCCACCUGUAAGAUCUAAUUCCUCUAUUUCUGUACUCAAUUUUCUUAGACUUUUUUUUUUUUGUUAACAUAUAAUCAUACAUUGAUAUAUAGUUUUUAGGGAUUUCUUGGUUGAAUUUUUGAUUUUUGAGACAUGGAUGGUAACAAAGAUGAAGCUUUGAAAUGCUUGAAGAUCGCCCAAAACGCAAUCGAAUCCGGCGAUCAAACCCGAGCUUUGAAAUUCAUAGAUAAAGCUCGUCGGCUCGAUCCCUCUCUCUCAGUUAAUGAGCUUUUAUCAAAAGUUGAUGCUCAAUCACAGUCCAACGGACCCACCAGUGAUAUUCCAUCAAAACCCUCCAACGAUGGACCUCGCCGUAGGGUUUCAGCUACUGGGUCUUCCCCAUCGUCGUCAGCCACGAAUUCGGUUGCGUAUACUGAAGAACAUAUCUCAAUUGUGAGAGAGAUUAAGAGGAAAAAGGAUUAUUAUGAGAUAUUAGGGUUAGAGAAGACUUGUAGUGUUGAGGACAUUCGGAAAGCGUAUCGAAAAUUGUCUUUGAAAGUUCAUCCUGAUAAGAACCAGGCUCCAGGAGCUGAGGAAGCAUUUAAGGCGGUAUCCAAGGCGUUUCAGUGUUUGAGUGAUGAGGAGAGUAGGAAAAAAUAUGAUGUUGUUGGGCACGAUGAGCCUGUUUAUGAAAGGCGUGCCACGAGGCGUGGAGGAGGAGAAUUUAAUGGGUUUUAUGAUCGUGAUUUUGAUGCUGAUGAGAUUUUUAGGAAUUUCUUUGGAGGAAUGCACCCAGCAACAAGAACUCAAUUUACUGGGUUUAGUUUUGGACCUGGAAUGGGUGUUAGAACUGGUAAUCAUGGACCUAGCGGGUUUAACAUUCGAGCUUUAAUUCAAUUGUUGCCUGUCAUCUUGAUAUUAUUGCUGAACUUUGUGCCGUCAUCGGAGCCAAUUUAUAAGCUUUCGAGAGUAGAUCCGUAUGUGUACAGGUUUACUACACAAAAAGGUGUCAAUUUUUAUGUGAAGUCAGGGAGGUUUGAGCAGGAGUAUCCCACUAAUAGUGGUGAGCGGGUGGUACUUGAGCAGAGAGUCGAGAAAGACUAUUAUUCAAUCCUUGCUUAUAAUUGCCAGCUUGAGUUGCAGCGUCUUCAAUGGGGUUGGAUACGGCAAACACCCAAUUGUGAUGCAAUGAAACAAUUUCAGAUGGUGGCUUGAUUACCGAAUUUAA